CCCCUCUCUCUCUCGGCGCUGCACAAAGCUUUUUGUUCCGACGAGGCUCAGAGCGCACGGAUCACUUCCCCGCGGGGAGACGCGUGGCCCCCUGCAGCCAGGACGCACCUCCGGGCAGCAUCUGUUCGUGAUGUCGAUGCUGAGACAUAAACCAACCUGGAACUAAAACGAGAGAACCACAUCACACAAAACAUGGUGGAUGCAAGAUUAACGCCCCUGGCAGCGAUGGGGCUAGAACGAGGCACACUAAUGCACGACAGUCUUCGGCUUCACAGUGGAGUUGUUUACCCAGGAAUCCGAACAAUGCCAACUGAGAAGAACCGUGAGGUGCCAGCCCUCCCCCUCAGUUACAGCCGGGACGGUCUUCCAGAGUUAAUUUAUAAGCCUGAUGGCUCUCUGGACAGUCGGAAGCCAACUAAUGGAUACCUAGGCCUCUAUAAAGGAACCCCACCGGGUCUUCACAAACCUGUGCUGGUUUCUCCAGCUACAGCGGAUGGUCUUGCCAUGGAACGUAGAGGAGUAGGGCCUGGAGAAAAAGCAUCUGAACUUGGCUUGGCCGGUGCAGGAGGCAGCUACCUUCGUCUGCCGUGGCUCAGUCCUUACCCAGAAGCAAGCAUGUAUCCUUUCAUGGACUCAUCCAAGUAUGCAGCUCUGAACAUGUAUAAGGCAUCUUUGCUCAGUCAACCCAACCCCUCUCCCCAACACCUGGGCUACCCUUCUCUGUGCGCAACCCAGGGAGAUGUGACCCCUGCUGCAGCUGCCUCUGCUGCCGAGAGGCUUUACUAUAUGUCUCCUUACUCUCCCUCUCACAUUUCUUCUCCCUUGGUGGCACCACCUAUGAGGAUUCCUGCUGUCACAGUAGCCCCCACAUCGCUGGUACACUGCCAAGAAAAAGGACUUGGUGUUGGACCUGCUUUUGGACAGCAGCUUCACCAACUUUCACCUCAUCAACAGCACCAUCAGACUGCUGCUGAAAGGGACCGGCCCCCCAGCAGGAGCAAUCGACCAAGUCGACCUCCUUCCAGGAAGAGCUCCAACAACAAUGCCAACAGUAGCACAAGUGUAAGUGGUACUAAUUGUGGAAAUAAUAAUAGUAUGCCUGCUGAUACGUCUCCUCAUGCAUCUUCUUGCCUUCCCCAAACCUCUGCUCCUCCUGCACUCAUUGACAAUUCUCUGGAUUUACAAAGACCAGUCCCUAGGAUAGUGCAGCCACCCACCACUUCCACUUCUUCAAUAGCUGCUUCAUCCUCUAAUACACAGUCCAUUCCUCAUCCAUUCUCUGUAAGUAGUAUGGCAUCAGAGCAGCGUUCUCCUUCCCGGCCAAGCCCUCACAAACCCAAGACAAGAGACGUGGCCCCUGAGCACAGAGGUGUUGUGGGUGAGAGGAGACCCAGUCGGCCACCCUCUAAACCUAACUUUGAUCGGUCAGGUCAACAGCUGCCAGUAACCAAAGACUCAUCGGAGAAGCCAUUGGAUUUGUCUGGAAGAAUGCUGGAGUUUGGACUGCCUCCUAAUGGAUUCCCAGUUAAGAUAGAUUCAAUGGCACCAGGAGCACGUUAUGGAAUGCCUCCUAGUCGUGAGCUCUUAAAGGAAACACUGACACUAUCUCCUUCCUCUAUCCCUGCCUCUGUGGUCAGCAGCACUUCCUCAAAGGUCUCCGAGAGGCCAGAAAUGAUCAGCACUUUACAUUCUUCCUGGAUAGUACCUACCCCCUCUACUUCCCAUACACAGCAAACACCAGGCUUACCCCCGUCUCCACGGCCUAACACUGACCUGGGACUUUCCCAGGCAAAUAGUUCCUCACCCUCUGUCAUCAAACACAAGAGUCUGGAGCGAGUCCUCCCUCAGCAACGUAGUGCAUCUUGUCCUAGAAACGAGGAGCCCAACCAUAGUGUUUCUUCAGUUCAACACUCUGGCUCCUCUCUGGUCACCUCCAGGACCAUGUCUCCAAAACCCAAUGGCGAGUGGGUGAAACACAGCCCCAGCCAAGCAGAGCAUUCACCUGUUAUGAGCCACCACAGAGAUGGAACAGAAAAGUCCUCCCAGACCACUAAGAGAGGUGAAACGCCAGAGAUGUCCUCAUAUAAAAGAUCGUGCUUAGAGAAUGGUCACCCUCCCAGCCGUCUUUUCCUUCCCCAGAGUGAUGCUUACCUAAACCACAGCUUGGCCUAUGCCAACAGAUACCUGCACUACUCCAUUCCUGAUGGCAUGGCUCUGCACUCCCUGCCACUUGCAGGGAAAGGCCCAGUCUACCCACAUCCAGUAUUGCUGGGCAGUAAUAGCCUUUAUCCAGCGCACCUGGCAGCAAAACACCCGUUACCCUACCACAACCUCCCUGCUGGAACAGCGGGGGAAUACCUUUAUAACGCACAAGAGAUGGCCCAUCCCUUGAUGCAGCCUCACACAGACAUGAAGCCAGCAGAAAGGGGUGAUACAACUUUGAAGCCUCGAGGUCAAGAGAAACCCCGCAGUACUGCUGAAGAAUGUGGAAGCCACAGAGUUGGCACCAUUGGGAAAGAGGUGGCAGAAGGAAACCAGAUGAAGUCCAGUAGGGAAGUAGGGGCACAGGGACAGAGUGGCAGUCAGAGUAAAAUCCCUCUUUCAUCUGGAGCAUCUAGAGAAAAUAUAGUCUGCAUUGACCUUGUGCAGUCAGACACAGAUAUGGAGUCCACGCCACCCGUCCUCAAGCAGCAUUCUGCUUUCCCCAGCACUAAUGGUAACCAAAGUGAAUGUUGUCAUAAUAACCAAAAUCAGACAAAGACUGAGUGUCAACCAAAACACCUCCUUUCUCUUUCUUAUCCCAUCCACCCUGGACAAAGUGCCACCGUGAAGCCCAGUCACACUGACAGACCAUUAGACAAUACAGUUGGUAAACAGAGAGUCACUCCUGACAUUGACUGUCUUGUAACGACUCCUAGCCCAUCUCCAAACUGUCCGGGGCAGGUCGCACAAGCAGACGAGACCCCAGAAGAACAGAGCCCUGCCACAGACCCUGAAGACCAGAGCACCUUGCGUUGCGCCCGCACAUCUGGGGAGCGUAGUUCUGGAAAAGACAAAAGUGACCGAGAUGGCCAAGGUCAUCAUUUCUCUCAGCAGUUCAUAGAUGUGGUAAAGGAUGCAAACCAGGAGAAGGUGCAGGAGAAUGAGACUGAAAAGGAGGACAGUGUUGUUGACUUAGGGGAGUCUCAAGGAGAAGGGGAGGAGGACGAAGAGGAGGGCAGCCAGACUUUGUCUAAAAGCUCUCGCCGAUCGAGUCUAGCCAAGAGGAUUGCAAACUCCUCAGGCUAUGUUGGUGACCGCUUUAAAUGUGUUACCACCGAGCUUUAUGCUGACUCCAGCAAGCUGAGCCGUGAGCAGCGAGCUCUACAAAUGGAAGUCAUAUCAAGAGAGGGGAGUAAGAUAAGUCAACCUGCAGCUAACUGGGAGCGGGCAAUGAUGCGGUUCUCGGAGCUGGAGCUAAAGGAAAAGGAGGGCGGCGGUGCGUGCAUGUCUGCCUCGGCAGCAGGACGGGAGCUGGCAGACAGCCAACGUAGAGAGCGCGCUCUGGAACACUGCCAGCACAGCGCCAAGGAGGGUGUCCGAACAGCUUUUGGUAACAACAGAGUUCCAGUCCUGCAGCGGUGUGGGGGCCAGAGGGAGCCACUGUCCUCUGGACACGAGGCCCAAGACGGGUGCCGAGGCACGGGUCAGGUGGGGCUAAAGGACAGAGUCAGGAAGGUGGUUCGAGAGCCUGAAGGAGAUUACUGUGCGCCUCCGACCUUGACGCCAGCUCAAGGGCAUCUAGAGGACAAGUUCAGCCACGGGUUAGGAUCCGCCAGGAAGCGCCCGCUCGGCCCCGAUGCUGAUUACGAGGAUGCGGAGCGGGAGGAAGCGGACCGGAUGUCCCACCCAGACAAGAGAGCCAAGAUGUCCACUGAUGUGGGUGAGCACACCUGCCUGGAGGAUGAUGACGAUGACGAGGUCAGGAAGCUCAAGGUCUGCAUCGAGCUGAAGGGACUGCGGCUCAGCAAGCCCGCUGCCGGCGCGGCUUCACCUGACACGCCUCAAAUCAAACAGGAGAGGGCGUGGCCCCUGCCCAGAUUGACAGCUGCGACGCCGAUCCCCCGGGAGCAUAAAGUCAGGGUCGGGGAGCUGGAGGAUCGAGUCGCCGCACAGAGGGCCGAGAUCAACAGAAAGUGGGGCUGUGAGAAGCUUCUUAAUGGACUGCCGGCGUCUCCCCUUCCCCUUGGCCAGCUGAAGGACAGAGUCUACCCAUCGGGCCCCUUCUCAGGUGACCGUGGCUUCAGGGAGUCCAAGAGGGGCCCCUGCUCUCCGGCCCCGGAGCUGUCGGCAGGAGACACCCCACCCCUCAAGCUCCGUCGCCAUAGUGACACGGACAAACCCAAGGGCAAGCGGCCGUGCAAGACCAAACACACCAGCCAGAGGGAGCGGGAGCGUGACAGGGAGAAGAGGAAAGAUGUCGUUCCAAACAGCCCCGGCCAGCGGUGCGAGGCUGACCUGGGAUCAGCUGAAGAUGACAAGCUGAGUGAGCAGCGCAGCGCUCCGAGGAAAAGAGCCGCCUCUCCUAAUCAUUAUCCCUGCUCUCCAGUCAAGCCCUGCUCCCCCGCCGCUCUCUGUCCGCCCUCCCUCCAGCCCCAGGGGAAAGGCAGAGCGGGCAGCGUCCCACCAGAGGCGGCGGGGAUGCUCAAGCCCACCGCUGCUGAGCCCCCCGUGGUGCGACCCAUCCCGCCGGAAGCUCGUCGGUUGAUCGUGAACAAGAACGCCGGGGAGACGCUGCUCCAGAGAGCCGCCCGGCUCGGCUACGAGGAGGUGGUGCUGUACUGUCUGGAGAACAGAGUGUGCGAGGUGAAUCACAGGGACUACGCCGGUUACUGCGCUCUGCACGAGGCCUGCGCCCGAGGCUGGCUCAGCAUAGUUCAACACCUGCUGGAUUACGGAGCUGACAUCAACUGCAGCGCGCAGGACGGCACCAGGCCGAUCCAUGACGCAGUGGAGAACGAUCACCUGGACGUGGUGAGAGUCCUGCUGUCCUAUGGUGCUGACCCCACCCUGGCCACGUAUUCUGGCCGCAGCCUACUUAAGAUGACUCGCAGCGACAGCAUGGAGCGCUUCCUCACUGAUUACUUCGCUGACCUUCAGGGCCGCUCCGACGACGAUCCGGGACUUUAUUGGGAAUUCUACGGCAGCUCCGUGUGCGAAUCCAGUGAAGAGGGCGGAGCCUAUGACAUCCUGGCGGACCCACCAGGCCCAGAUCAAGAGGACGACGAAGACAAAAGGGAGGUCUUUGAGUUUGAGUUCUCUGACCGACCUCUGCUGCCGUGUUACAACAUCCAGGUGUCCCUGUCCCAGGGGCCCAGAAACUGGCUCCUCCUGUCCGAUGUCCUUUGCCGGCUGCGGAUGUCUGCACGCGGCUUCCGACAAGCUUUCCCCCACAUGGAGGUGGUGACGGUGGCGGAGGCGGAGUUUUACCGGCAAGCCUCCCUGUCGCAGCUCUUCUCCUGCCCUGAGGAGCUGGAGGGAUUCCAUCCGGACAGCAAGGAGCUGCUGGAUCUGGUGGAAGACAGCGCCGAGCUGGCCUCCCUGCUGGGCUCCACCCUGGAGUGUCUGGACGACCGCUGGGACCAGCCCGCGGACAAGAUGAAGGACAAAAUAAAGGCGGUCAGCAAGCUGGGCUCAUCCUGACCCUCGGCCCCUUUGAACUCUGACCCUCAGCGAGCAGUCAGGGGUCCUGACGACACGCCUUCGCCUUAGAGUCGCCGGCUCGGGCCCCGACCCGGACCAGCACCAGAGCACUGUACAGAUGAGCUGCUGGCUGGAGGGGCUGCCGGAAUGUUUCACUGAAGAUUAAUAAAUUUGUGACUUGAGACUCUUAAUAAUGGUCUUAUUUUUAUAGAUUAAUAUAUGUAUAAAUACUAAAUUCUAUAUAUAGAGAGAAAUAUUAUAGAGAGGGUUUUCCUUUUGGGAUGUUGCUCAGGCCUCCUGAAAGAUUUUGUAACUGAAGGAGAAGUGGAGCUUUGACUGACGGAGCGUGCGCUGCACAUCGUGCAUGUGUGUCGCUGUACAGAACCGUACCAACACUGCGCUAUUCAAUGUGGUAUUUGUGUUAUAGGAAGCACAUCACGUCCUGGGCUUGUUUUUAAUUUUUUUAAACUCCUCAGACUUGAGCACUCGCUCAAGUCUCAGGUGUUAAAAAAAAGUUUUUUGUUUAAAUUAGCUUCUGAUGGAGUCUGUAAUUUAACAACAACAAAAAAGAGCUACAAAACUGUUUGUAUAAUAACGUUUGAAGAUAAUGUUGAUAUCCAACUUUUGGCACAGUGCUUGUAUAUAAACGGGAGGCUGCUGUGGUUAAGUAAUUUUUGGUGUUCAUUUUUGUUUUAACUUUGUAAUUAAAA
This is a messenger RNA of Thalassophryne amazonica, 6392 nucleotides long. RefSeq names its product BCL-6 corepressor-like. The record is from RefSeq and is a predicted model, not a curated record. Gene Ontology annotation, biological process: negative regulation of transcription by RNA polymerase II. Gene Ontology annotation, cellular component: nucleus. Gene Ontology annotation, molecular function: transcription corepressor activity; protein binding. Lineage: Eukaryota; Metazoa; Chordata; Actinopteri; Batrachoidiformes; Batrachoididae.